CUAGAGUGGGAUUUCUAGUCUUUCGGAGCGCAGUAUAUUUUUGCUUGACUAUCUUUGGAUCUGUGUGCGUUUAACAGUAAUAAAUACAGAUUUUCUGAAUCGGUAAAUGUAGAUAUUUCAGACUGGAUCUUUACAUCUGUAUACCGUCUCCAAUUGGAAUAAAUAAUUGAGGAAUGUGGAAAUUACAGAAUGCCCAACAGCGUUGGAAAGAGAUUUAAACCCACCAAAUACAUCCCGGUAUCUACAGCUGCCACUUUUCUUGUGGGAUCCACCACCUUAUUCUUCGUUUUUACGUGCCCCUGGUUGACCAACACGAUCUCCCCCGCCGUGCCUCUCUACAAUGGCGUCGUCUUCCUAUUUGUGCUGGCCAACUUCAGCAUGGCUACCUUCAUGGACCCUGGAGUCUUCCCCAAAGCGGAUGAGGAUGAGGACAAGGACGAUGAUUUCCGGGCACCUCUCUACAAGAAUGUAGAGAUCAAAGGAAUUCAGGUCCGGAUGAAAUGGUGUGCCACCUGUCACUUCUACAGACCGCCCCGCUGCUCUCACUGCAGUGUGUGUGACAACUGUGUGGAGGACUUUGACCACCACUGCCCCUGGGUGAACAACUGUAUCGGGCGUAGGAACUACCGUUACUUCUUCCUGUUCCUGCUGUCGCUAAGCAUCCACAUGGUGGGCGUGUUCUCCUUCGGCCUGCUGUUCGUACUGCACCACAUGGAGCAACUGGGCACGUUGCACACCACCGUCACUCUAGUGGUGAUGUGUAUAGCAGGGCUCUUCUUCAUUCCAGUCAUGGGCCUGACAGGCUUCCAUAUGGUCCUUGUCGCCAGAGGUCGCACCACUAACGAACAGGUGACGGGCAAGUUCCGUGGAGGAGUAAAUCCCUUCACGCGGGGUUGCUGUGGCAACAUCAAGUAUGUCCUGUGUGCUCCCCUGGCGCCCAGGUACAAUGGUGUGGACCCCAGGAAGAAGCCCCCUGUCUCUAUCCAACCCCCAUUCAUCAGACCAGACCUCUCUGACAGACAGAUCAGCAUCAAGGUCAGCAACAACGGGAUCCACACCAGUAUCCUCCAGUCUAAAUCCAAGAUCAGUCUGGAUGGCCUGGCCGUGGAUGACAAAGGCCUAGACACCCAGCCUCCGCUACCUCCCAAAGCAGAACGCUACAACCAGCUGAAGAGCCAGCUGACGUCCAGCCAAGAUAGUUCCCUGUCCGGCAAGACCCAUCCCUCCACCCCGGCCAUGUACAAGUACCGGCCCUCGUUCGGCACCAUCCCUAAAGUCCAUUACCAUGCGGCAGGAGAGAAGAUUGUAAUGCCAGAUGACCACCGUAAGGCGUCAGCCAUCUUGGAGGAGGGCCGUUGCCAUGUCGACUACCGCUCAGAGCCCAACCUGGACCUGCCUGACUACCGCAACGCCCCUCUCCACCGCUCCUUCCAGUCCUCCCCACUGCAACUGGACUCCUAUCCCAUCAACUCCAGCUCCCUCAACCUGAAGCAGGUCCACCAGCGCAGGGACAAGGGCCAGCUGCCUGUCCUGCAGCCUGAGACAGUCACCUCCACCCCCUACAAGAGCGUCUUCUCCCCACUGUCCAACCGCAACAGCAGCCUCUCCUACGACAGCCUGCUCAACCCCAGCAUUUCCCCAGCCACCGCAGCCGAGUGCAUGGCCCACCCCGGCAUGCCCUCUAUGGGCUCGCACUCACCCUACCUGCCAACCAAAAUGUGCCACGUGCGGGGGCCUGAACCUCAGAUCCAGAAGCAGCAGGUCCCCCCCAGCUUCAGCCCGGUGUUGGGCUCCGGGGGGAUGGGGAUGAGCAGGGGCAGGGGCAGGCAGUCCCCGCAGAACAGGGACCUGUCCCCGGUGUUGGGCUCCAGGGGGAUGGGGAUGAGCAGGGGCAGGCAGUCCCCCCAGGACCGGGACCUGUCCCCGGUGCGCUACGACAACCUCUCCAAAACCAUCAUGGCCUCCAUCCAGGAGCGUAAGGAGAUGGAGGAGAGGGAGAAGCUGCAGCACCAUGGGGGGUGCUCCCAGGCUCAGUCCUAUGCCCAGGCUCAGGACUCAGGCAUGUUCGACAGCUCUGGAGGGUACGGCCUGCCUCCCACAUGCUACCCGGAUAGUCCCCGGGACCCCAGCUCCAGAGGUCCCACGCCUCCAGCCUACGGAGGCUCUCGGGACAACCUGAUGGGGGUGGUGAGCUACGGGCCUCGGACCCCCGUGUUGCGCUCCUCUGGUGGCUCCUCUCUGGCACGUGCCCCCAGGACUUCCUCCAGCUCCCUGCAUGCUGACAGCAGCAUGCAGGGAGGCAGGGUCCCUGCCCCCUGCCGCUCCCCACCCCACCAGCCCCACCACUCCCCUGCCAUGCCCCAAUCCCCCUCCUACACCCACAAGAAACUCUCCUUCAUCCACGCCCUGGAGAGAACAGACUCACCCCGCCUUGGUGGCCCAAGAGAGGCCAUGAUGCAAAGUAAAGUGAAUGGGCAAACAGACUGCCAUCUAGGACCCAACAGCUCCAGUGCCCAGGGCACCACUCUCAGCCCUAGCCGCCACAGUAAUGUCAAAAAGGUGACUGGGGUGGGUGGCACAACCUAUGAGAUAUCUGUGUGAAAGGGCUGGGGCCCGGGGCGCCAAACCUUGAGGGAAGAGGCAGCAUUCUCAUGGCAUCCACAUCCAAUGACAACAACAACUGUGCUACACAGAGAGGGUUCUCUUCUUCCUUUGACCUUUUUUUUAUUCGAUAUUGUCCAAUCAGGGGCACAUAGCAUUUCCUACUUGGGAAUUAUUGGCGGACCUCUGCUCUUUCCGUGCCUAGCCCUUGGUCUCUGUGUCUGUACUGGAGGAGUGCGCAGUGAUUAGUGUGUGUUUGAUGGGCUGAGGGCUGAUGUUCUUACUGAGUGUUUUGUUGAAUUUUGUGGCUUGUUGCGUUGGUCAUCAUUGGACAGUCUGAAUGUGAUCUUAAAUUUGGCGUUUACAGCAUCUCAGUUGCGGUCUAGGUGCUGUUCUGUAUGAUCACACUCACUAACCUCCCACCCAGGCCGCGAGAGGUUAAUACACUGACACCCUUACACAUACAGAUGAUGCCACAUGUCUUUGUUCAGUCACAUUCUCUGAAAUAGCCAUGGUAUGGGGAGCCACCUCUAACCCAAUAAGUCAUGCAUACAGCACCAAUCCAUUAGAUUCAAGCAUACAGCAUCACUCCAUUGGAUUCAAGCAUACAGCAUCACUCCAUUGGAUUCAAGCAUACAGCAUCAGUCCAUUGGAUUCAAGCAUACAGCAUCACUCCAUUGGAUUCAAGCAUACAGCAUCACUCCAUUGGAUUCAAGCAUUCAGCGUCAAUCCAUUGGAUUCAAGCAUACAGCGUCACUCCAUUGGAUUCAAGCAUAUAGCACCAAUCAAUUAGAUUCAAGCGUACAGCGUCAAUCCAUUGGAUUCAAGCGUUCAGCGUCAAUCCAUUGGAUUCAAGCGUACAGCGUCAAUCCAUUUGAUUCAAGCGUACAGCGUCAAUCCAUUUGAUUCAAGCGUACAGCGUCAAUCCAUUUGAUUCAAGCG
This is a messenger RNA of Oncorhynchus masou masou (cherry salmon), 3543 nucleotides long. Its product is annotated as palmitoyltransferase ZDHHC8B-like. Gene Ontology annotation, molecular function: palmitoyltransferase activity. The record is from RefSeq and is a predicted model, not a curated record. NCBI's taxonomy places the organism in Eukaryota, Metazoa, Chordata, Actinopteri, Salmoniformes, Salmonidae. Gene Ontology annotation, biological process: protein palmitoylation.